Penaeus monodon (black tiger shrimp) is the source of this 1912-nucleotide messenger RNA. RefSeq lists its product as uncharacterized. The record is from RefSeq and is a predicted model, not a curated record. Lineage: Eukaryota; Metazoa; Arthropoda; Malacostraca; Decapoda; Penaeidae. Bases 892 to 1542 code for a protein of 216 amino acids. The transcript has 3 exons.
UCAGCCAAUUUUGUUUGUUUUGCAUUUUCCCUUGUUACAAUCCCUUUAAAGUGGACAUUACAAUAGGGGGAGAAAUUAAAUUCUGAUGAAAAGUGGGGAAAGAUCCUUUAUAAUCUGGUUUGCUUAAUAUAUGUGUAAGAGGACUUUAUCACCUUGCUUGUGAUGUCACGGAAUAUUUUCUCUCGGCAUGAAUUUUUUUUUUCUAUGCUUUACAAAAAAAUAUGAUUUUGCUUCAUUAUUUCUAUGGGCUUUAAAAGCUUAUAAGUACCAAAUACUAUUCAGUGAUUAGUAUAUAUAUUAGAGAAAACUUUCAUUGAUAAUUUAUAUACUUUUUAUAAGAAAGCCCUGCUUGCUGGUGUGAAAUUCCGAUUUGGUUUAACUUUGUUUUUAUAAAUAGUACAGGCAGUCAAAGAAGUUAGUUUUUAUAUGCAGGAAUGAAAGAUAAGUGAGGGACAUGGGUAGUGCUAAAAUACUAGUAUAUCACACAUAGUUAUAACCUUAACUCAAAAUAGGUAUAUAAUGCAUUAAGCAUUUACUUGGUUACAUUUGAAAUAGCAGCUGUCAGGGAAAGGGAAUAAGAUUCAGUGAGAUAAGCUAAACUUAUAUUAGCCUGUAGCCAGGAUAGAAAGAGCAUCAUAAGCCAACAUAUACAAGUUUGUGCAUAUGUAUAUGUAUAUGUAUAAAUAUAUAAAAUGUUUAUUUAUAUAUUUAUAUUUAUAUAUGUACUUUUUUUUUCCUAUGCCUGUUUUUGUGUGUGGUCCUUUUUUAUGACACCCUUCAAUUUCUAACUGUUAUCCAUAUGUAUAGUAGCACAAAAGGGAAGUGUUGAAUGCUUAUGAAUAAUACAUUUAGCCAAGUGUCGGAGAGAAACAGGCCAUAGUACUGAAGGUGAUGGCCGCCGUCACAGAUCAUCUUCGAGAACUUGGUUCCUUGCAAUUCCACGACAGUGAGCAGGAAAAAGAAAUGGAGAGUGAGGUAGAUGUGAAAGAUCAGCACCACUCUAUUUUGUGUAAAUUAAGUGCCUUAAAAAUUGAAUUGAGUAAAGUGUCUGAGCUACAUCCGAGACUAGUGACCGCUUCUAAGGAUGAAAGAAUUGCAGAAAAGCAGAAAAGUAUUUUGAAGGUGAUCAGGGCACUCAAGGAAGAAGUUCACCAUAUUGCUGAGCUCCAGGAGAGAGAGAAGGAAUGUUCCACAAAACUGGAUGUAAUCACCCACCACAAGGAAGUCUUGAAGAAACUUGCAUCCCUCCAGGAGGAGUUGGUCAAGUUGUUGAGGGGUCUGCGUGACCUGUCAUGGGAGGUAGUCCACAGGCCAUGUGGAUGUCUAUUUGAUGAGUUUAAAACCUCUUCCUCAGUUGCUCUAUCCCUCUCCUCUCUCUCUGAGCCCUCAUCAAUAGUGGAAACUAACCAAGCUGGUCUAUGUUUUCCACCGGCUCAAGCCCCUACUCCCCACCCCAAAGACUGUGGAAUAUUUUGGGUAAAUUGGAAGUUUGCUAUUUUGAAGUGUUGCUGCACUCAUCAAAUGAGAGACAUUCAGAUGUGAAUUGAAAGCAUUAGAACUGAGUUGUGAACUAACCCUGUGUGUGCUGCAAAUCAGAAAUGAGACUGUUAUCUAUGGAGUUUGAUAUAGUAGUGGCAAGUUAUGUUGUUGCUUAACAAAUCCUCUGCCGAUAAGUCUGGCAUGCAGAAGUUUUCUUCUUUUUUUGUAAUGCGAGUUGAUGUUUUAUAGUGGUUUUAUAGUUGUUGUUUUUUGUUUUAGUAGAAGUGAAGGUUCUUGCCAAACACUUUUAUUCAUUUAUAACUCCUUGACAUUUUAUAAAAUGCCAUUAUGCUGAUAUAAAAACACACACACACACACACACACACACACACACACACACACACACACACACACACACACACACACACACACA